Messenger RNA from Rhodofomes roseus, 1590 nucleotides. RefSeq lists its product as uncharacterized. The coding region runs from base 1 to 1590 and encodes 529 amino acids. Lineage: Eukaryota; Fungi; Basidiomycota; Agaricomycetes; Polyporales; Fomitopsidaceae. The record is from RefSeq and is a predicted model, not a curated record. The transcript has 8 exons.
AUGGCUCAGUCAUCUCGGCCAACCCGUGGCCAGCGCCCCGGGACGGGUGGCGCCCAGACCCACCGUGAUCGUGAAUGGUCGACCCCAGCUGAAGUGCGCCCCAGGAAGAAACAAAGACGUCAAGUUAUCAGCUCUGAACCAUCGGAAGACGAGGAAGAUGACAUGCUAUACCAGUAUGCACAACCACUUCGGUCGGACGACACCGAGCGGUCCGAGCCUGAGCCUCAACCACGGUCUCGGUCUCGGCAACCAAGGACUCGGAACCAGACUGGCACGGUCCAUGAAGAUCAAGAGAAGGCCCUCGAUGGCGAUCGGUCGGCCUUUGGCAGGCUCAUCCGUGCCAUGCGGGCGAAGAAGCCAACAGAUCGAGAAAAGCAGGUUCUCGGAUCGUGGACGCACAAUGCCCGGCACCUUGCCCGGAUCAUAGGACCCUUCAUCAACACACUCAACAUUCUUUUAUGCGGUAUUUACUACUGCAGUGUCGACCCGGAGCAGUGGGACCUGACGCUCAUGAAGGGAAUGGAUACAAACACAAUCGAAUGCUAUGUGAACUACUUCGAACGCAUCCUCACUGUCCUCCCCGAACUCGACGAAAUCUUCGACAAGCUUGUUGACUGCAAGCCGGCAGUGCGCCAUGUGUCGAACUUUCUGGAGCGCCACAUGAAGCAGGCGCGGUCCGAUGACAGCACCAAUGUGAAGAGUAAUAUUCUUCGAUUCAUUGCUGCAAAACCCGAAUAUCCUGAACUUCGGAUCGACCUCGAAAAGACCAGGCGCGGCUUCCACCACCUGGUUACUGCCCGCCAUAUUUGCCCCGCAGCGCUUCUUGAUCUUUUCGAUCGAAGCCCUCAACACUUCUGUGACGAAGCGCUUGCUGGGAAGGUCCAGAUUACAGCAGACCAUCUGCCAGCAUUUAUGUAUCCCGACGACUCCUACAAUUCACUCGCUCCCGAUGAGCAGCUCCUUCAAUCGUCUCUCAUUGCCUCGUGCUAUCGCUCCGUGAUCACGGGACCGGGAAGUGCCCUUGCACCCACCACCGGCGAUGCCCAAGAUUCCAAGCUGGCAAAUGCUCGUCGCUCCGUCGCAAAGUCGUACAGCAUCUCUGAGUGCUCGCCUGAGACCAUCGCAUACAUCACUACGCAGUGUCGCUUCUCGUUGGACGCUACACACGAAUGGAAGGUCGCAGACGGGGAGUUCAAGUAUCAAGUUUUCUUCGACAAUAUCCUAGCUCUCUUCGACGAUGAGGAGUUUGCGGCGGAAACUAUUAAGUGGUACAAUAUUGAGGUGUUCGGCGGUGGGCACCGUGACGAGAGUGGCCGGAUAACCGCCGGCCCCUCGACGAUGGAGCUCAUCGCUGCGAAGCGCCGCACUCGGGACAAAGGGAAGGCCCCGGAACAGCGCUCUGCUCAACCAGCAGCCCAGGCCAGCGACUCGACACAUCCGACUCGGAGAACCAGUGAGGAACCGCCGUCGAGUGGGCAAGGGACGCAACAGCUGCCGACAGCUCCACGGCGUCCGCCUGAGGGAAGUGUCGCGGGUGAUGAAGGCAUGCAGGGCGCAGGCGAGCCGGAGGAACCUGAGUAUAGUGACUGA